Molecule: messenger RNA, 2445 nt
Organism: Fusarium coffeatum
Lineage: Eukaryota; Fungi; Ascomycota; Sordariomycetes; Hypocreales; Nectriaceae
Exons: 6
Coding region: 1-2445 (814 amino acids)
Biological process (GO): protein phosphorylation
Molecular function (GO): protein kinase activity; ATP binding
Source: RefSeq, a predicted model, not a curated record
AUGUAUGAUCCGUACACCCCAAUCAUCACUUCGCAACCAUUGGAGGAUUUCCGUCAACAUGUUAGGGAAAACCUUGUGAAAGGUGUCAAUGGAGAAGGCGAUGAAGUCGACUUUGUCCCACCGUCAGCGUUGACCAAUUAUUGGUCCCGCGACAGGGUUGACACCAUACUGGGCUGUGAACAGUCCAACAGUGAAAUGAUCGUCAGUUCCUUCUCUCAUGUCUUCUCUAUUCUAGUGUACAUUGGCCAGCCCCAAGAAAUCACCUGGUUCUGCAAACACCGCGGAUAUCUCGACGACGUCAAGCUACCUUUUUACAAUUCAUCAUUCCCACGUGCUUGUCGGUGGACCGAUAGCUUCUUGGCGACCCAGUGGAUGUUCAUUCCAUUGAUACUCACGGGUGAUAAAAUCUUCAACCGGGUCUUGCCACCUCAAACCAUCCUCCCUGUGAACUAUGUCAAGCCUCUCACAAAGCACUUUGACGGGCAGGACACAGCCACCCUUUGGGAGGUAAAAGUACAUCCAGAGGCCAACAAGGUCACAUCAGAGGCACAAAAGGGUCAGCCUGUUGUAUUCAAGAUCUUCGAAGGGUCUGACGCCGAGAAGCUUUUCAACGACGAGACAAAUGUUCAUCUGAAGCUUCGUGCCAGGCAUAAUCAUUAUAUCACAAAACACUUUGGAUCCUUUUCAUUUGAAGGGAAGCACAAAUGCAUCAUCGUCCUUGAAUAUGCGGCAGGCGGUUCUCUCCAGGACUUCCUCCAGAAGACCGAUCCACCUGUCACGCGUGAGGACAUUAUACUGCUAUGGAGUCGACUAAUAAAGCUACUUGAUGGCCUUCAUGUGCUGCACGGACUUCAUAAACCUGAUGGGCCUUCUAAUUGGUUUCUUGCAGGGAUUCAUCAGGAUAUCCAGCCCGCCAACAUCUUGGUCUUCCCACAAGGUGGCAGUGAUUCCCGUUUCGACGUCAAGUUCAAACUUACAGACUUUGGGCUGACCGAAUUCGGACGAGUGUCAUGUGUUGCUCCAGAGAGCUUUGCGAACUAUUCAGUACAGCUCGCUGUCCAGACCAAUGUUUCACCUGUCGCAGAUAUUUGGGCCAUCGGCGCUGUCUUUAGUGACGCGCUCAUCUGGUCAAUCUGUGAUGAGGGAGGUCGAGAGAAGUAUCGACUGAGAAGGCAAGCGGAAAUUGCAUCACAACCGCACUUUAAGGAACGAGGUAUAGAUGCAUGCUUUCACAACACGGAAGGGCGGUUGAAAGCCGUCGACAACUUCCAUCGCUUUGCUCUGGAUAACAGACGGAUAAGAGACAACGUGUCCGAGUAUAUGAGCAGUUUGAUUUUGGAUUUCAUGCUCGUCGAUCAAACAGAACGAUUGACCGCUAUGCAGAUCAAGACACGAGCAGACAAGUGGCUGAAAGGCAUCCAGGAUGGCCCAACAGACCGAGGUGAUUGUCCCCCGCCAAGUCAUGGGUUGACCAGGGAGCAAACAAAUGAUAUAUCAGUCCUCCCCCAAUCGCCAUCUCACCAUGGAGACGAACUCCAACAUGUAACAAGGCGACGAACCGUUCCCGCAGGGCGGAGCGACUUCUUUGCCAAGGAUUCAUUGUACACUGAUCCAGAUGCCGCUUUUGACGAGCCACCUACACCUCCCUUUCCUCAAACACAACCACCUUCACAGGUAGCCGAACAGCCCAUACGGUCAACAGGCAUAGUAACUAUCGAAAGCGUAUAUGCCCUGAUGGAGACGCCUAGUCGAAGACGUUCUGUGCUUUCGCCACUAUCACCUCGACCGGACAAGUCAACAGUCAUCAUGGAUCUGCCGGGGAUGGAAGACGCGCGUCGUAAGAUUAAGGCCUAUAAUGGACGAGAUCAGGUCAUGGUGAUAGAUGAUUACAGCUCUAUGCAACCGCACAUGGAACAGGUCAAGAAGGGGGCCAGAGUGGUCAGUUACGUGGCCAAAACAGCCGACGAUAACGGAAUGGAAGUUUAUGCUGCGUCCGAAGCCGCAAGAAAGCCACGCAUAUGCACGACGAGUACGCAGAUCGAGAAAGAGAUCGGUAAAAUGAAGACAGUUGAGGGAAAAUGCGACAUGGGCGCCUGUCUCAACCAUAUCCUCGACAAGGUCCUUAUCGAUGGCAAGAAGGUCAAGCCUACCAGCAUCUAUAUCUACACUGAUGGGGCAUGGGAGCCACGUACCAAUGUCGAACAGGCAAUCUACAGGGCCAUCGAUCACCUGAUCGAAACUGGGCAACCCACCAGUACCCUGAUGUUGCAAUUCGUUCAAUUUGGGCGCGAUGAAAACGGCACAAGGCAUCUGCGCUCCCUGGAUGAUGACUGCACAAAACAAGUGGGGUCUAAGACAUAUGAUAUUGUCGAUACGAGGCAUUGCCAUGAUCCUGUUCCUAAAAUUGUACUGGGAAGCAUUUCGGCGUCUAAUGAUUGGGAGUAG